AUGCUGAGCGCUGACAGGAUGGAGGAGUUUCCAAGUGAGGAAGAGGAGCCCUGGUACGACCAGCAGGACCUGGAGCAGGACCUGCACUUGGCAGCCGAACUGGGGAAGACGUUGCUGGAGCGUAAUAAAGAGCUGGAGGAUUCGCUGCAACAGAUGUACGCAACCAAUGAGGAGCAAGUGCAGGAGAUAGAGUACCUGACAAAACAGCUGGAGAUGUUGCGCCAGAUGAACGAACAGCACGCUAAGGUCUAUGAGCAGCUGGACCUCACAGCACGGGACCUGGAGCUGGCUAAUCAGAAGCUUGUGCUGGAGAGCAAGACGUCCCAGCAGAAGAUACAAUGCCUGACGGAGACUAUUGAGGGGCUGCAGAACCAAGUGGAGGAGCUGCAGAGACAGGUGGAGGAGCUGCGGAGCUUAGAGCAGCUGCGCAUACGGCGGGAGAAAAGGGAGCGGCGCCGAACCAUUCAUACCUUCCCCUGCCUCAAGGAGCUGUGCUUGAGCCCCAGGUAUGAAGAUGCGUUCCAGGUCCACAGCUCUUCAAUGGAGCUCAACCAAAACCCUAUGGAGAGGGAGAAUGAGCGUCUCCAGGCCAUGGUGAAUUCCCUUAGGUCCCAAGUCAACCAGGAGAAGCAGCGGAAGGAAAGGGUGGAGCGCGAAUACACUGCCGUCAUCCAGGAGUACUCAGACCUCGAGCAACGGGUGUGCGAGAUGGAGAGCUGCAAACUGCGCAUCAAGGAGUUGGAGGCUGAGCUCCUGGAGCUACAGCAGAUGAAACAAGUCAAGAAGUAUCUUCUUAGCAGAGAGGACAACCUGUCUGAAGCACUUCUGGAGCCAUUAAACAAUGCCCCCGAAGCAGAUUACAUCGACCUCUCAGAGGAAGACGGGAGUAAAACUCACAGUGCAUCCAUGACAGCGUCCCCAAAUCACCCCGUCCGGAAAAGCUGCAGCGACACUGCCCUCAACGCCAUCGUGGCCAAGGACGCCGUGAGCCGGCACGAAGGCAACUACACACUGCACGCCAACAACGUGCGCAAGCGGGGCAUGUCAAUCCUGAGGGAGGUGGACGAGCAGUACCACGCCCUGCUGGAGAAGUACGAAGAGCUCCUCAGCAAGUGCCGGCAGCACAAGGACAGCGUGCGCCACACCGGAGUCCAGACCUCCCGCCCCAUCUCUCGUGACAGCUCCUUCAGGGACUUCCGGGGAGAGGGUCACGAGCUGGAAGAGCGGAAGACAAUAGAGAAGAGCCUUAGCAAACACGUGGAGGCUGUGGACAAGCGGCUGGAGCAGAGUCAGCCAGAGUACAAGGCCCUUUUCAAGGAGAUCUUCUCACGCAUCCAGAAGACGAAAGCCGACAUCAAUGCCACCAAGGUGAAAAACAAGUCUAGCAAAUGA
Emys orbicularis (European pond turtle) is the source of this 1392-nucleotide messenger RNA. It is a transcript of the gene CDR2L, whose product is annotated as cerebellar degeneration related protein 2 like. Lineage: Eukaryota; Metazoa; Chordata; Testudines; Emydidae. The transcript has 5 exons. The record is from RefSeq and is a predicted model, not a curated record. Bases 1 to 1392 code for a protein of 463 amino acids.